AAUGUCAGAAGACUUUUAAAUUGAAAAUCGGACUCCUAAAACAUAAGCAAAUUCACACCAAAAAGAGUCGGGUAUCAUCGUACAUAUGCACAGACUGCGGUAAAAGCUUUGGUCGCCACACAGACUUGAUUCGACACCAGAGGACUCACACGGGGGAGAGGCCUUACAAGUGUACGGAAUGUGAAAAAAGCUUUAUGGAAAAACCGAGACUCACCAAUCACUUGCGAACUCAUAACGUGUACAUGUAA
Balearica regulorum gibbericeps (East African grey crowned-crane) is the source of this 248-nucleotide messenger RNA. The record is from RefSeq and is a predicted model, not a curated record. Lineage: Eukaryota; Metazoa; Chordata; Aves; Gruiformes; Gruidae.